Messenger RNA from Belonocnema kinseyi, 2436 nucleotides. RefSeq names its product ester hydrolase C11orf54 homolog. The transcript has 7 exons. Gene Ontology annotation, cellular component: nucleus. The record is from RefSeq and is a predicted model, not a curated record. Gene Ontology annotation, molecular function: hydrolase activity, acting on ester bonds; zinc ion binding. Bases 88 to 1128 code for a protein of 346 amino acids. NCBI's taxonomy places the organism in Eukaryota, Metazoa, Arthropoda, Insecta, Hymenoptera, Cynipidae.
CAGUAUAUAAGCAACUGCUUACACUGUUUGGUUCAAAAAUUUUCGUUGAAGUUGUUUAAAUCAUCUUUUAAAUAUUUAUUCAAGACCAUGGAAAAAAGAAGUAAAAAGCAAGUUGUAUUCAACUGCUUCAUAUUUUCUCUUCUCUUUUGGAAAUUAUUAAAGACAAACGCUGAAGAGUUGACAAUUGUAGAAAAACAAUUACACGUGCCUCCCUUGAGUGAAUUACAAAAUGUUUUCAGUACAGAGCUUUUAAAAAACUUUGCUCAAGUUACGGUCGAAAUCGUUGAAUCUCCAGACUUAACUCAAGAACCUUUCUACCUAGCAGCUACUGGACUGACAGGAAGUCCAAUACUUCUAGACGUCGGUGGAACUUCUCUGUACAAUACUGAAUUUGAUAAACAAAAAUUAUUCGACCUUAAAGCUAUUGUCGAGAAAUUGAACCGCCCACUGGGAUCACUUGUAAUAGGUGCUGCUUUUGGACCCUGGGUUUAUCUGGGAAAAGAUUGCGAUGUAGCAGUUAACAUAGUUCUGGAUAAAGCAGAAUCCACCACAAGCUCCUAUAUCAUAUCACUCGACAAGACUCUCGGAAAAAUUGUCUGUCAGGUGCUGCCUUUAAAUGAAACUCGAUUUGCAGUACAGGGAAGUUUAUUUCUAAGCGAUGGAAAAGGGGGACAGGUCAUAAAAGUUGUUGCCGAGAAUCGAAUAGGCGAAGAUAGUUUCAUUGCUAGUAUGAGAAGGAGCAUUACAAAUUACUAUGGAGCAGAGAAACUUGUUGGUAUUGGUGGAGUCUUUGCGUUACAAACAGGGAAAAUAAAUGAAGCUUUUCCGAACCUACUAGAGGAACCUGUACCUGAGGGUAGCAAAUUAACACGGGUCACCAAUUUUUAUCUAGAUGAAGGUUCUGCUGUGGAGACUGGAGUCGGUACUUUUGUUUCUGAAAGAACAGAUCUUGAACUUACACCAAAUCACUUCCAUUGCUUUUCUCCACAUCUCGAUUGUGGACAUUAUGUUCGUGACACCACUCCUGAAAUUGCAAAAUAUGAAGGAUAUUUCUUACCUGCAGAAUCUCUGAUGAGAAUAGAUCAAGCUCCUGAAGAUCAGAGAUUAAUUGGACUUGAUCAUUUCUGAAUUAACUUAGUGAGAAAUUUCUUACACUGUUUCAUGUUUAGUAAAUUGGUUUCUUGAUUCUCCAUCUUGAAUGCAAAAUUAUUUUUCACAUGUUAUGAAAAAUAUGUUAAGGUUAAAUACGCUAGUAAGUGACCCUGUUAGUUGUAGGAUUACAAUAUUCAGCUUUUCAUUGUCGUAUAUGCUUCUAUUAAGAGUUUUUUUAUAAGUAACAUUAAAGUAUUUGUUUUUUAAUACUAAAAGAAUAGUUUCAGCAAUGUCCGCAUUGCUUGUUAUUAAUUAUUGAUUUUGGGUGUGCUUCAUACGAGUUAAUGGUUUAGUGACACCUGUGCACCUUUCAAUGACAGUACUCCUCAUCUAUCACUGACAGAUUAGUAGUAUGCUAAUGAAUGUCUUAAAGCUAGGAUGUACUUAAUAGAUAAACAAAUGAUAAAUUUUAUGUAUUGCAAUUAAAGCAAAUUUUGCUAAUGAUGACUUUAGGAAAAAAAAGAAUGAUUUAAGGAAUCAGAUUUUUCGACGAAAAUGUGAAUUCUUCUGCUCAAAUUAUAGCAGGCGAAUUGUUACUAGAACAUCAUUAAAAAUGCCUUUUCUAACGAAUUGGCGAGCCCUCACCGUAACAAAUGGAGGCUGCUAUAAUUUGACUCAGAAACACACUUUUAGCAGAUUUAUGCCAUAAGAGUGACUAUCAAAGUUCGAUAAAAUUUGAAAAAAAUAUCUUAAAAUUAACAGCAACAACGUUUUCUUUUACUCGAAACACGACUGAUUCUCCUUGAAAUACAUUUUCCUGAUUAUGUCACUCACGUUAUUCUUUAUGGAUACUGUGACCUGUUGGUAUUUUUCAUCAUAAUAAAUCAUUAGACAAGCCUUUGCCCUCCAGACAACUACUCACCAAACACACAAAAAUAUUCCGACUGUCACUUAUCCUUCUCAUUUUUCACAACAUUUUGUUUGACACACGAUAGCGCACAGACUCGCUCGUGCCCUCUGAGCACUACCCCUACUUGUAACUCUCACUACUUGAGAGGCGCAUGUCUAGAUGGCCCACCGGCGUUUAAAUAUGUUUUAUACACUGCUUUCAAAAUUAUUUUCCAGAAAUAUUUAUAUGCAAUUUAAUAUUGGAGCAUGAUACUUUUUACGAAGCCUUUAUUCUUAUUUUCACACAAAUUAAAUGUGUCAAUAAAUAAAGAUAUGCAUCCAGGUUGUCACUUACCAUUCGCAUGUCACUAACUGGCGUCUUUACCUUACGAUGUUAAAGAAGUAUUUUUUUGUAAAUUCCACAAUAAUUCAAUAAAAUAUUUGGCAAAAUAGUAA